ACCGCCUGAAAGGCAACAUUGCCUGAAUCGCCAUUGAGAGUGAGCGCACAGUUCAUAUGGUGGAAAUUAUCAGCUGAAGGGUAGACAGUGUUUACAACCGAGGCCAAGAGGAAAAGACAGCACCAUUUAGUAAGGUUUUGAGGUGAUAGACGAAGUUUAGACUGCGUAUGUAUAUAGAAACAUCGUUUCGUAGCUGUCUGUGGACUGCGCGCGGCUGACACUUUUUGGUCAGGUUCUUUGUGUGUCGACAAUGGUUUGUUUUUCUUCGUUAGGAUCUCUCUUCUGGCUUUGACCGGAUCGUUUUAAAUGAAGUGUAGAGUUGCAAUCGUACACCUUUGAACGACGGAAGUCUGGUUGGAGUGAGUACGGGUGGAAAGGAGGGGAUAGGCAGGAUUUUAACAUUUAGACAUAAAGGAGUUAGGAAAGGAGAUGGGAAAUUGUCUGAAAUCUCCCACUUCGGAUGAUAUCUCCUUGCUCCACGAAUCCCAGUCAGACAGGGCCAGUUUCGGUGACGCCAACGAUCCGGAUCAGGAACCACCUCCUCCAUAUCAGUUUAGAGUGUUCUCUCCAAUCUUGGAGAAUCUGGAUCUUGAUUGGCACGAAGAAGUUGCAGCUGCCCAAUGAGAACAAAAGGUAUAAGGAGCAGAUCCAUGUGCCGGUGUACCACCCGACUCCCAGCCAAGCCCGGCUGGCGACCCAACUGACUGAAGAGGAGCAGGUGCGUAUUGCUCAGAGGAUUGGCCUCAUCCAACACCUGCCCAAAGGAGUCUAUGAUCCAGGCAGUGACGGCACCGAAAAGAAGAUUCGAGAGUGUGUUAUCUGCAUGAUGGACUUUGUGUACGGUGAUCCCAUCCGGUUCCUCCCCUGCAUGCACAUCUACCACCUGGACUGCAUAGAUGACUGGCUGAUGAGGUCCUUCACGUGUCCCUCCUGUAUGGAGCCUGUAGAUGCUGCUUUGCUCUCGUCCUACGAAACUAACUGACUACUGCCUGCGCUGAUGCCCUCCCUACACACACACAUACACAUAGAAUCAGCCCUUGAGUCCUGUCCUCACAUUGCCCCUUUGUGCUCAGAGACAAACUGUCCACUCAGUUGGGGGCGUGGGAUGUAGAAGGACCUAAGAGCCACACUGAUGGUUUAAUCUCUCCUGCGUUGUCCUGCUGGACCGGGAAACCUUCAGGAGCCAUUUUGCACCCUUAUGACUUUAUCUUGUGAUUUCCUAUGCCUAUCUUCAAACAACGCCCAGACAAACCAGUCAUGCACCAUUCCACUGAAGCAACACUUACACUGGAACGAGACAAACAUAUUGGUGGACUAUUUAAGAAAACACCAGUUCAACAUUCAAUCUCUAUUUAUUUAAGUCUUAGUGUCUCAGUUUCCAUAAAAGACUCAUUUGGUUUCCGGGCGAAAUCGCAGUGGGGCAAAACAGCAAAUUACAUUGCACACACGCACAUAUUCAUGCAAAGAAAAAAGAAAGAAAAUUCCAUGGUGAAUUUUGCACUUUGACUCCAAUUCAGAGAAGUAAGCCCAGCUGUACACACAUGUGCACAAAACCCCCUCCACCAGUGGUGCACACAGGAAUCAUCACUUGUAACUUUUAUUUAACUGUAAGUUAGCUUUUGAUUUUACAUGUUUGUUUGUUUGUUUGUUUUAAAUUGCUAUAAAAUUCUGCAUAUUUUUGUUGAGAAGUUGUUAUAUUUCUGUAUCGACUGUGAGCAGCAAACCUGAAUAUGUUUGUUGUGCUGACACUUUUAAGGGGAGUUCACACCGAUAGCGUUUGCAGCGACAAAGUGACCAGUAGUCAUUCAUUUUCAAUAAGAGUUCACAAUUUUUGGCGUCGUGUGCAACAGUGAUCGCUGGCGAUGGAAUAAAGUUGAACUGUCAGCUUUAUGCAAAACGGCAUGGAUGCAGUGUAGGAAGUUGGAACACCUACUAUCUAUCUCCAACCUUUUAAUCACUGUCAUUGUGAACGCUCGAGAACGAGCUGGAUGCAAUUUGUAGUGGCAAGAUGAUAAAUUCCCUUUGUCAUGGACUUUAAGAAAUGAAAAAAAAAAAGAACAAGUGAUGUAAUCCUGUACUUUACUAAAUUGAAAAUGUCAAACACUUGGUGGUGACAGCUCUCACAUCGGAUGAGAUGAAAUGUUUUUUUGCUCUUUGCUUUGUCAUUUUUAAAUCACCAUUGCUGUUAGUGUAAUAGCAAAUCCGAAAAAUGCAUCUACAGAAAAAAAUACUGAAGUCAUUGGAAACCUGAAGGUCAGCCCAGAGUGUCAUGUGUGAUAUUAGUAUGAUUAAUGCAAUAUAGGCUGUAGUGACUCGCAAAAGUACACAUAUGAGUGUGCAAAACCGCUUGAUCAUGUUAGUUUCACCUUCAUUGCACUUGAGUUUUGUUAACCUAAUUGUAUAGUGCAGUGAUAUGCAUUUAUAUUUUUUUGUGAUAUUUUAUUUUAAUUCUGAUUACCGGAUACUUCAAAAGAAGUCUUUAUGACAUCACAAAGGACUCACAACCUUAGAAAAAUGAACAGCUGAACCCUUUGAUUAUUUCCACUGUUUUACUGAAAAGUGAUUUGAGGUCACAGUGAGAGUGAAUCACCAAGGAUUUGGUGAAUCAUUAAUCAAGUAUAUAUAUGUUUUUCUUUAGAAGUAAGUGAAAAAGGAUUUAAAUGUUUUCCCAUUGACAUUUUUAGCCAGAUUUUUUUUUGGCAAAUUUGUGUUUUAUAUCAAAAACUAGACAAAGGGCAGAGAUGCAAGAAAAGUUGUACAAUAUUUAUUCAAAAGUAUAUAUUCCUUCGUGUCCACCUUUAUUUGGUGAAAUUAUGCCCAGCCCUCUUUCUGUCUCUUUCUCUAUGACUAUAAAAGUUAAGCACACGAGA
Myxocyprinus asiaticus (Chinese sucker) is the source of this 2870-nucleotide messenger RNA. RefSeq names its product RING finger protein 11. The coding region runs from base 461 to 982 and encodes 173 amino acids. The record is from RefSeq and is a predicted model, not a curated record. The transcript is spliced from 4 exons. NCBI's taxonomy places the organism in Eukaryota, Metazoa, Chordata, Actinopteri, Cypriniformes, Catostomidae.